AAACUUCGGGACGAUUAUCACGUGAAAUUGAUUCAAACAUGCCUUCCAACAAGAAGAGGACGUCAAGUAUGGACCUGAAACCGCUGGUCUUGGAAAAAUUAGCCACCAACACAUCUAGAAGGUCAAGCAGAUCGAGCAUUUCUCCGGUGUCGGCAAAGAACUCGGCGACUUCGGCGUUCCCGCUAUUCAAGUCAGUGAACGAGAGUGAUGAUUCGUUGACAAAGCAGCAUCAUCAUCAACUCGGGACCAUGCAAGCCAUAAUGAAUGUUAAAAUACCGUUCCCGGUUAUGAUACUAAUGAUGACAACGUUUAUCUGGGUGUACAACCAUUUAACGGUGUUGUACGCUUCUUCAUAA
Acaulospora morrowiae is the source of this 356-nucleotide messenger RNA. The record is from the annotation of a GenBank genome assembly. NCBI's taxonomy places the organism in Eukaryota, Fungi, Glomeromycota, Glomeromycetes, Diversisporales, Acaulosporaceae.